UUUCACUUCCGCACUCUUCAGCUCUCCUUAGCUGGUUAGCUUUCUAAGUGGCACAAAAUAAAAUUUCCAAGAGACCGUGCAAAUUUCCCAGAAUAAAGACAUCGUUGUCAGUUUAAAUAUCCCGCUUCGUCGGGAUUAAGAGAUGAAGAGUUUGUGUGUAAAAUUAAACAGCUGCUUUAAUGAUAAUUGAAUCCAUCAGGAAGCGACGUUAGCGCGAGGAGGCUCAUUGCAACUUAACCGGCUAUAUUUCUAUAACCAGUUUGUGUUCAAUCGUGUCAAACAACGACGCCUUUUCCAGUGAUUUACAGUAAAAAGAAGUCAUGAAGGUUCUUAGUUUUCCCAGAAGAGGUUCCAUCCUGGUGUGGACCUUGGCGAUCCAGCUGGUUCUGUGUAGAAGUGUUGUGCUCGCUACUAACGGUACCAAGGGCUGCAAACUGCUGUCCGAGUCUCCGUCUGAGAGGAAUUUCCUCAAUCGAUUAGAGCCACUCAGUAACAAGAACAUUUCGGUGGAUACCAUGGUUGAUGAAGAGAGCUACACAUAUGUGUUCCAGUUGUGUGGGGAUGCAGGGGGCGUUCCCGGAGCUGGACUUAUUCAAAUAGACAAGAAAACACCACCGAUAACAACAGUGAUUGGCCGGUAUGAGUCAACCAAGGUCAUCGCAGGAAGUGACUGGGUUAUGUUGAUCUACAGUGAUGGGGACAGUUAUGAUACCCACUGCUCCAAGGAAAAGAGGAAAUCUAUUGUUAUGAUCUCCUGUAGCAGAAGUACAGACAUGGGUAAGCUGGAAGUGGUUAUGGAGGACAGGGACAGGGAUCGUGAAUGUUUUUACCUGUUCGAGUUGGAUGCCAUGGCAGUGUGCCCGAUCAUUCCAUCCAAGCUCAGUGCCGGCUCCGUUUUGCUCAUCAUGUAUGUGAAGAUAACAUAUAAUGGCACAAAAGCCCUCAACGUCAGGCCACACAUGACUCAACAAGCAAAUAGUGAUGAUUUGCUCUUCUCUUCUAGUGGUUUCUGCCUUCUGGCUGUGUACCUCAUUGGAGGUUUCCUCUACCAGCGUCUGAUCGUUGGAGCCAAGGGGUUGGAGCAAUUCCCCAAUUAUGCUUUUUGGGUGGAAGUGGGGAACCUCACAGCCGACGGAUGUGACUUUGUGUGCCGAUCCCGAAGUCGAGAGAAAGCUCCAGAAUACAGGGGAGUGUCCACAGAUGCCUUAGAGGAAGAGCCAGAAGAAAGAGAUGACCACCUUUUACCAAUGUGACCUCAGAACAGGGCAGAAACUUUUUACUGUGUGACACAGGUUACUUUUUCACAGCUUAUUGGUACACACGCGUCUGUUUUCUUUGCCUGGUCUUAAUCAGUCACUGCUAACACUUUCUGGACUUGUGUCCAGAAGGCGGGCAUAACAUUCACAGGCAGACAGAUGUGUCUACUGUUACAUAUCUCCUAACGCAAACAAACUAUUCAACCAAAAUUAUGACGUAAAAGUAAAGUCUCUUUCAUGGAAAUCUGGCUUAAAAAAGGAGAAAAGUUUGAAUUUUGUCAGAAUGUGGUGUUUUGAUCAUCUUCUGCUCAGCUGUUGUGCGUUUUGUGACGGUGUAAGAUGCAGCGACCAGCCGAACGUUGGCCACUCCUCGCUGCCGCUUGCACAGCACACCACUGGUCUUGCUUUUGUGAUUUUGGCUUAGUCAGUUUACAUUUUCUUUUGACAGAUAUUACGUGAAUGCAAAUGUUUAAAUGUAUGCACAAUAACUGUACUCGCAGCCCUGCUGUGCAAGUAGAAAUCACUGCAGAAAACCAAAGGUUAGGAUACUGUUCUUUCUUCCAAGAAAAGCAUCUGCAUCUCUUCUAAUAUCUUAGAACUGUCUGUCCUCCUAUGUUUUCAUCAGAGAGGCAUCGUCAUAAAUUAAACUGACAACAUUUCCACCCGGUUUAUAUUAAGACAUGAAUUGUUAACAGUGAAACGGAAAUCAUUUUGUUCAUAAGUUAAUGUUUAAAAAUAAGAUGUAUACAUCCUGUUAUUUAGAGAGAAUGAAUAAACAUGAACUGCAAUCCACACAUGUUGAUAGUUCUAAAACUAUUUGAUAAUAAAUAAAAUACAAAUACUGGCCUGCCAGCCUACAUUGUUCUAAAGAGCCUGAAAAAGUGCUGCAUGAAGCUGCUGUUAUUUUCCGUGCACUCAUGUUUGACCAAAUAUUUUAUCCACUUUAUCGCUUCUGUACUAAAACCCACAAGGUAGCAAUGACAGCAUUUUUCUGUGGUCUUCCUGUAUCCAUAUAGUUGUGAUCAUGUUCCAAUUUUUAGGAUACCAUUCUUGAGAUUUAUGACAUUUUUUACAAAAAUACAUAAUGAUGCUGCUGAGGAAAAAAUGUACCUUUUUUAAUUUGAUGCAAAAGUGGAUAUGCAGUUUCAAUGAAUGACAUCACACUUACAUCUGCUUAAUCUGGUUUGUUUUGGUCACUUUUGUUUUGAUAUUUCUUUGUUUAGUUCAGUGAACUGUGCCCUGGACUAUCUUGUAGAAAUGGUUCGACCUGUGGUUGGAGUGGGUAGAAAAACAUCCCUGUUGGUUUACUGUUGCAGUACCUUUGUCUUGAAUUACAAGUAAUAGAGCUUUCUGUUUGUUUUGGAUUCUAUUAAAGAUAAACCAUAAACCUGGUUAACAUGUGUGUGUUAUCAUGGUGAACUUACAGGCCCAUUUUCUUAUUUUUAUGUAUUUAGCAGAUGCUUUUAUCCAAAGCGACUUAC
Menidia menidia (Atlantic silverside) is the source of this 2737-nucleotide messenger RNA. The record is from the annotation of a GenBank genome assembly. Lineage: Eukaryota; Metazoa; Chordata; Actinopteri; Atheriniformes; Atherinopsidae.